Molecule: messenger RNA, 5705 nt
Organism: Formica exsecta
Lineage: Eukaryota; Metazoa; Arthropoda; Insecta; Hymenoptera; Formicidae
Exons: 16
Coding region: 2265-5705 (1146 amino acids)
Molecular function (GO): protein binding
Source: RefSeq, a predicted model, not a curated record
AUUGUGUGUUCUUAAUCCAAGAGAAUGAUUAGCAAAUUACAUCUAAGUUGGCAAAACGAAAGAUAAGCAUUGUGUGUCGUUGAUUAGAAAAUAUGUAUGAGUUAUUUAUAGACGCGAGCAAUUUUGCACUACAUAUUUGGAAUAAGUGAGAACUGAAGUGUUUCCAUUUGAUGAGAAAUUAGUCGUUUGUUCAUCCCUCUCCGCUCGUCGUCUUGCUCUCUCCCACCGUCAAGGCGACUAUAAUGACUCCUCGUGGUGGGACGAUACCGGAAGUGAAGUCAGAACGGCGGAACCAGACGUUCACUCAAUGGAAAGUUUGAGCUCUACCGGCAAGCGUGGCAGCUCUCUAAAAGAGGUGGCUAUACACACUCGCACGCGUCACUCGUUCCAGCGCGAAGGAAGGAAAAUCCGCUUCCUUCGACCGGCGCAUUCGACAUUCGCGUGGACGCGAGUCACGCGCGAACAGCUUGCGCGAGGAAAAUCUGUGCACAUCGAUCCGAGAUUGAAAGUGUGACGUUUUGAAGAAAAUUGAUUAAGCAUUCAAUGAAAGCUGCGGGUGUUAAUAUUCGGUCGGAUAUCCAGUACGCGAAAGGAAGAUUAGGAAGAGGACAAGGGAUCGGAGAAAAGUAAUCCGAGGAUUCAAGAGCGAUAACGUGAAUUGAUUAAGGACUGAAUUAGAAGAGACAGAUGGACACUGAUUUAAUUUGAUGUGUCGUAUUGACUGAGAAACUUUUAUCGAGAUCGAUGAAUAAGAAACUAAGAAAUUAGACGCCCGCGAAAAGAGUAAGUGAAUAUUAAUCGAGAAUCCUGAUCGAGAGAAUUCAAAUUGAUUUAAUCAAAUGAUAGACUUAAGAUGGAUGAUAGAUCAAUCAAGUAGAAAAGAGGCAUACACAGCUAAGUUAAUGCAUAAUGAAAAAACGAGAAACAUUUAUUCGGGGUUGCAUUAACGUCGCAAAUAAAGUACGUUUUAUUGUGAAGCACCGGAAGUCUCGGGGAGCAGCAAAUAACAUCGUCGAGUAAUCAAGGCAGCGGUUGAAUAAAUUGGAUCGUACUGGAUAUUACAAGAACUGUCGAGAGAGAAAGAGAGAGAAGAGAAAAAAGAACACUUAAGGAAGCUUGCCAUUAAGCUAUGACAAAGAAAAAGUUUUCUCUCCGCGAAGAAGGAAGAGGACGAUAAAUUUGCGGGAGAUAUUAUACAUUAACUUCCAUUUCGGGAACAGUGCGUGGAAAUGUAAAAACGCCAACGUAUUUGUGAUAAAUUAUUUGUAGUUUCAUCUGGAAAAUCGAAGAAAAUGAUCGGCGCAUUGUUUCGAAAUGUUUUUGCCAAAGUAAAUACGUUGGGAAUUUAGAUUUGUAUGCGAGAACAUUCUCACAAAAUAAAAGCAAAGAAAAGUUAUUCUAUAAUACAUAGUCGACUUCAAAUGUGCGUUUUCUUUUCGUGCGCAACAUGAAAAAUAGGCGAGUUUUCACCGUGCCGAACAAUAAGCAUUUUCGCGUGAAAGUGAUGACAGAGAGAUGAUGACAGUCUUUGGGAAAAAAAAACCUGUGUGAUUUCGUGGGUGAGACAAAGAGUUCUCUGUGAAACGGAAAUUCAUCGCAAAGAAUGCUAAUUAACCCAAUUCCUCUCGAGGAGUUGUGUUACAAAACAACGUACGUUUUAAUUCAUUGUAUUAUCGGUCUGUGUUUCCUUAAUUAAAAUGAUAUAUUGUCUCAAUCAUAGAAAGGAUGCAGGAAACCAAAAACUUAAAUUAAUGUACAUACUUUAAUGAGAAAAGAAUGCCCGGUCUUCUUCCGUGUGCAAGAAAUUGACGAAACUAUUUUGAAAUGUAUGGUACAAAUUAAUGAGCUUGGUAAUUUUACGAAGUGCUCGUCGUAUCCAACGCAGCAGCUGCAGUCUGUCAUCAUCGAAUCUCUUCCUCGUGCAAAACGAGAAAUUUGCUGACGUGUGACGAAGGGACAUUUAAUUCGAAUUACAUCUUGGGUGGUCCUCAUUCAAGCCUUAGUCGUCAUCUGUACAUCUUUCUCGUGAUUGAAACAUUAUAUUUUCCGACGAUUUGGGACACAUUUUAGACCUUAAAUCGUAGAACGACGAUUAUAGUAAUCGACUAUGGGCGCGGGAAACCUAUGGAAGAGUGCAUAUUAUCCGAAGAAACACGCAUCAAAUUGAUGGGACGUUGUUUGUCACUAUCGUUAACUUCGUUCGAGGGACCAUCCAGGGUGAAAACAAGGGACUCGAAGUGCAUUCGUGAAAGUAUUCGUCAGAGAUGGUCAGCCAACACGCGAUGGCCACCACCGUCCGCAAAGUUAAGCAGGAGAAUCGUCUCAGGCGGCAGAAUCAGAAUCAAGAUGAAGAGGGACCUUACAAGCCAGUGCCACCGCCGAAGCCGGUGUCGAACAAUCAGAAGAAUAAUCAGGACGGUCAGCAGGACGAGCAACGGGAACAGACGGUAGUCGAGCGUUUGUCAUUGCGAACGACUUCCGGUCCGGAAAGGACCAGCGUCGCGGAGAACGGGCAGGUUCGAAGCGCGUCCGGGCAGCCCUUUGCGCCGGAAUACAGAAUGCCACCUUUGUACGGGGAGGAGCAGAGUUCGGGUCAGGCUCAACAGGCGGCCAGUUUGCAGACUCACAGCAGCAAGUUUCCGAUAGAACGCGAGUUGGUCCUGUCAUCGGGAGACAAAAAUUCCAAGAUUCCUAUUCUUCACGAGUACAAACAGAGGACCGCCGGAAGAGCCAUUGCGCCGGAUGCGCCGAUUAAGCAACAGGCUUGGGUUCAAGAGGGAACUCAGAUGCAGGAAAUGAGACAGGACGGUCAAGCGAGGAAUUAUCAGUCACAGGACACCUACUCAUCGACAUCCGGAGCGGUACCGAGGACGACGAAGAUCGACGAGGAGAAGACGAAGUCGCUGUCUAGGACCUACCACACCAUUAAGGACAUGAUCUCGAGCCGUUUCGGACCGAGUCGUAAGGACGUCGAGCCGGAACCGGAAGCCAGUCUAAAUAACGUCACGGAGGAGCUGCGAAAGUCAAGCAGAAGCAUCGACGACGACGAGGCCAGGAAGAAGGAAGGAAUCUACGGGAAACCUCGCGCGCAAGAGCCGUCGGUUAACGUGCAGCAAUAUUCGAAAAAUGCUUACGGCCAGUACGGUCACUCAUACGUCUAUCAAAGCAACCAGCAAAACGUACCUUUGCCAGGCCAACUACAGCCAACCACGGCCAUUCAGCCGAAUUUACCGGGACAGAGUGCUCAGCUCCACGUGAGCCACCACACUCCGCCAGGAGGAGUUCAAACGGUUCAUCAAACCCAAGUUUCUGCUUUUGGCCAAACCGCGACAGGUGCGCAGCAGGUGCAGAAUGUUACGAGAGAAUACGUGGUUCAGACACCGAGCGGUAUGACUGGCCAACAAAUGCAUCAAGGAGUCCAUCAAAGUCCCGCGCAAGGACAGGGGCAAGGCACGCAAAAACCGCACGGUCUAUCCGUGCAGCAGCAUCAAGUAGGUAACGCGAUGCCGCCGACGAGCCAAAGCUUCCAAAGUCCCCAGCAGUUGCUCCAUCAAAAUCAAAAUCAUCACCAGAGUCCGCGGUUCGCGCAGCAGCACGCCCAGAAUUUGCAUCAACGUCAGUUGAUCCAGCAGAUGCAUCAGCAACAAAUGACUGGACAGCCAAAUUCGCAAACAGCAAGCGCGCGAAAUGUACAGCAGUCGUACUUCGCUAAUAGCGUCUCCUAUCAACAAUACCAGCAGGCCAGACAGGCCAUGUCGAGAUCCCAAAUCGAUCUUCCGAGCACAUCCAGACAGGCGCAAGAACUUCGUGUGUCGGGCCAGGAGAUGUACUAUCAUUACGCUCAGGGUAGACCUCGAUACGGCGUUCCCCAGGUCUACAUGAAGACCGAGAGCACUCAGGAGACAGAAUUCCAGAGGCGGAACUCCGCCAAGGGUAUCGAGAAGGCGGCUUCGCAACCGCAGCUCUGUUAUGAAGACGAGCGAAACGCUGAAGCCGCGAAGAAUCCCACGGAGAACAUGAAGAACCUCGCGGUGGACCCAUUAGACAAGGAGAGAUACGAGAUCACAGUGGAAGAUCGAAAUCAGGGUGAAACGCCUGGAAGAAACGGAUCGCAAAGGAACGAGGAGUACCGUCCGGAGACCAGCUUUGGUAUACGACGAGAUGAGACACGGGCCUCGAAGAAGGAACAAGAGCAAGGAUCGUCAGGUCAAGAGGGAAGUCACACAGCGGAGGGCAACUCCGUACAAAAGAGAAUUGAGGAGUUGCAGAAAAGAGCGGAGCAGGAGGGUCAUUUUAAUUCUAAACUCGCUAGCGAUGCGGAUGGCUUGAGAGUCGGCCUGGCCACGAAAAUGAUCGGCGAAGCGUCGAAGAGGCUCGAGGGCGGGCAAUACUCUGGAAAAGAGACCGUAGUGAAAUCGGAUAACAGGAAAGACGACCUGGAGCAGGGUAUUGGCCGGUUGAAGAUCCAGAAUCAAGGUUCCGGCUCGGAUUACGACAAGGCCGGUCAGAGUUCCUCGAAUGUCGAUUCCGGAAGAGGCUCCGCAAUUUAUUCAAGCGGAAGACGCCCGCCGCCCGAUGAUCACACUCUGGCACAAGUACAAGACUCCGAAUGGGUCGACAUAGUGGAGUCUGAGUUGAGGAGUAUUCUGGAGCCCAGGGACGUUCCAGCGAUGGCGCACUCUACCUUGUCCGAAAGUGUAUCCUCAGUGACACCACCUCUACCGCCGUUGUCACCCCAUGACAGUCCACGUACACCGAGAAAUCGAUACUCAACGAGUUUACCGUAUGGGUUGAAACCAAAUUACAGCGAUUAUAGCAAGGCUAUGGAGAAGAGAGGUUUCUCGAGCAGCGCAAAACAUCGUGGCGCUUCAACAUCCAAGAAGGAAGCUGCGAAAAAGUUUUCUCAUCUUUUCGGAGUAGAAGCCGCUGAUUUAACAUCCACCACGACGGGACUUGAUUUGGAUUCUAUGUUAGAUAGGAGUGAUUCUGAUCUCAGUACUACCGAUGCAAGAACGAUCAGGAAACAAUUGGAAGGAUUAGAAAAUAUGUACAGCGAAGUACUUAAAUUACUCGGCGGAAGCGUGAAAAAGAGACGGAAGGCGAGAGGACUUACUAGUUAUGGUUCCGUUUCAUCGUUGCCAACAUCGUCCGUGUCAUCCAGACCUGUCACGAGGCAUCAUGACAAACGUAGAUCCCACGUGAUAGAUGACAGGAUGAAGAAAGCCAAAGACAUCAAGAGCAUCAACAAGCGUUUCCAGCGAUUGGAAUCGCAUGUGGUGACAUUGGCAAGAUCUGUGGCACACUUAAGUUCAGAAAUGAGGACUCAGCAUUUGAUGAUACAGGAAAUGGAGAGCAUAAAAUGCGAGAUUGCGACUCUAAGAACGCAAACGAGCAUGGCGAUGGUCAGGUCACAUUCGCAACCCCUGAUCAAGGAUUCGGAACUGCCGGCGCUUUCCAAUCCUUCGAGGGUGAAGAAAUUGACCAAGUUCUUCGGCACGGAGCCUCCUCUUAUCAGAUUAUUUCUGAGGGAACUUGGGUAUGAGAAAUACGCAGUUGCUUUCGAGAAAGAAAAAGUCGGAAUGGUGGAGCUGCCUUAUCUGAGCGAAGAGAGGCUACAGAAGAUGGGAGUUCCUUUGGGUCCGAGGCUGAGGAUCCUUCAGGAAGCGAGGAUUUCAGUAUGCAAAGAUCCGAUUUACGUAGUAUGA